Cyanistes caeruleus (blue tit) is the source of this 3563-nucleotide messenger RNA. NCBI's taxonomy places the organism in Eukaryota, Metazoa, Chordata, Aves, Passeriformes, Paridae. The record is from RefSeq and is a predicted model, not a curated record.
CUAGCAUCCUUUGGGACUCAACAGAGUCCAUGUCCAGCAGCAGUCCAGCUGCAUAGAUGCACUCUUCCCACACUGGUUCCCUGGCACCUCCCAAUCAGCCUUUUAGGUUUCCAAUUCCUCCCAGCUCCUUUCCCUUCUUUCUCCCUCCCACGCUGUUUCCCAGAGCUUGCUACUGUGAAUGUAUGGCUUUUCUGUGUGGCUCUGCUCCUUCUCCAGCCUGUUGCUGAGGACCUAAAGUGAGAAGCACAGCAACUUCCACACAGGAAGCACCUGCUGCCCAGUGGCCAGCAGCCUGCCCGCAGUCCGUCUGCUGGUGUUUCUCAACACAUUUGGAACUGACUCCCUUCAGCAGUUCUCAGCAAGAUCCCACUCCUUCCUACCCUAGCUUGCUGCCAGAAUCAUUUCUUGAGAUAAGGUUUGGAUGCUGUACUAAAACCGUCAAUUUUCUCUCUCUGGCACUGGGCUCCUGCUUUCGCUGCUGCUCUCAAAUGACACUCGGUGACUGCUCUGUCCUUACUGUUUUGUUAAAAAUUAAGUUGUUUUAUUAGAAAUCUAAUUUGCAUGUUAAGGUAAGCAAAGAAGAGAAUCAUGGUUUCCUUGCCUGAAAACUGGGAUGUAGCUUUGAGCUUCUCUGUGCCUAUGCAGAAAAUAAAACCAUCUUUGCUACAAAUAUGCAUCUCCCUUAAAUAUUUUGAAAAUACUUAAUGGCCAUCUGCUGCACGAGCCAUUACUGGUUUUAUAAGUAAAGUGGGAGACUGUCAAGGCAGGGGGUGGUUUUGGGAAGGGAGAAGUGAAGGGCAUUCACCAAAAUGCAGUGUUUUAGCAGUACAAGAGGGCUUCUGAACACUUCCAUUUUCCUGAGCAGAUUUCCAGAAUGUGAUGGCCACUGCCUGAAACAAAGCCAUUGGACAGGUCCAUUUAAAACCAUGCACGGCUCCCAAACCUGCAUGAUGUGGUAGAGUUUGGCCAAGGAAACAGGACCACCUCAGCUUCUCACUCUCUAAAGUCUUCAGUUCCACUAUUUCUAUUUUCCUUCUUGAGAUUUAAGCCAAGGUGAUGUGCUGUCUGUCAGAAAACCUAGUGCACCUCAGGGAUUCUUACAGCAGGAGGAAGUGUGACCCUGCUACACAGCAUCCUGCAGAGGAGUCAGUGACCGAGGUCUCUAAGGAGGACAGCAACAUUUGAGGUUGCAAGGCAAUGAAGUGGCAUGGUCUGGGAGCUGGGAAAAUGCUAAAGAGAUGGCAAAACCUGGGAUCAGGUAGUGAAGAGGGCAAAGUAAUUGUUUCUCUCUCCUGAGAAUGCUGAUGUUUCACUGCACUUUUUCUUUGUUCCAAGGUGGGUUGGGAAGCCAAAAUAGUAAGUACUCCUCUGAAGGAAAGGGGUGGAAGUAUUUCCUCUGAGAAAUUUUCAUGGGGAAAAAAACAUGAGAGCAGUACAAGAUUUCAGCACUCUGAAAUGGAAGAAGGGAGAGGGAGGUGAAUUUCCCUGAGGAAGAAACCCAUGUUGACAUUUGUAGCUGAGGAUUUCAUUUGGACUCAGCAUUUUCUGAAGCUGGUGGCCCACAGCCAAAGCUGUCUGGUUGCCACUGUACCCAGGAGUGGAGCUGGUUUAAACAGCACUUUGAUGUGAUGGAUCAUUUACUUAAAAUAUCAUCAUUUCAAAAUGGACCGAACCCCAUGGAGUCUCUCCUUUAAUCACCACAUCUUUCCUUUCCUUUUCACAGCUGGCUGAGCAUCCAACACUAAAUACCACCUCCAUGUCCUCACAGCAGCCCCCUGGCUUCCCUUGGUGGCUCACUGGGGCCAGCCCCAGCUCAGCCUUGGAUGAGUCCUAGAGAACUUCCCGUGAAAGCCGGUUAGGUGUAUGUGUAUUGUCCAGAGGGAUAUAAUUCACCCUGCAACCCUCUCCUUUGGGAAGUCAGGGAGGCUCCUCGAGUGUUACCUCUCCUCGAGACUGUCAGUCUCUUAUCUACUUCUGUGCUGUCAGUCAUUGUCACAGCACACAUUAUGAACCAGCAGAAAUGAUGCAGUAGGUCCUUUCCUGUCAGGCUGCACAGGGCCAGCUUAAGAUGCAUUAUAGAUACAGCAAGCCCUCAUGUUAAUCCAGCCUGAAUCAGAUCACCUUACUGCGGGGCUGCAUCCUUAUCUUGCUCCCAGCUGGGGAGAUAGCAUUCAAGCUGUGCUGAGGUGGGGAGGGGUCUUGUUCUUUCCAAUAUCACCAAAUUUUUCUGUUCCCACUAGCCUCUCAACAUUGGCUGUUGCAUGGGUGAAAGGCUUUUCUGCUCCCUUGCCUUGCUGAAAUAACAGCCUAUUCCCUCCCACCUGCUCUGCUCCUGCAGGAUCUCCCCACCACCACCACUGCCGGCAGCAUGGAAAGCGUGCGUGAGCUCCAAAACCCACUCUUGGCCAAAUCCAAUGGCCACCUUCGCAGCAGCUAUUCUUACCACCAGCAUCACAGCCAGGACUACCCCAGUCAUCGCUGCCAAGGGAAACUGUAUUCCUACAUAUUCCAAAACACUGGCGGUGCCAGGACUCACCAGCUGCUGGAUGCCAGUUCCCUGCAGCUGGCUGUCGAAGCUUUGUACGGCCCCAGUUUCAUCCUCGUGAAGGAUGAGACUGCUCUCAAGGCCAAGGACAGCAAGAUGGAAAGCUGCGAGACCACUUUUACAGAAAGCAAAGAGUCUCCAUCUGAAGCUCCUGAAGGGCAUGAGGCACAAGGGUCCUGCCUGGUAGAGAGUGACAUCCGCAUCCAAACUGUUUCCUAUGAGGUGGAGGAAGAGGAGCUCCAGGAGUAUGAGAGCGAUUCCUCCAGCGACAGCGAAAGCGAGGAUCAUUUCCUGAUGCUCCCCCCCCGGGACCACUUGGGCUUGGCCCUUUUCUCCAUGCUGUGUUGCUUCUGGCCCCUGGGGAUUGCUGCCUUCUACUUCUCUCAAGGGACCAGCAAGGCUGUCUCCAAAGGAGAUUUUCAUCUGGCCAGUUCAGCUUCCCGCCGAGCUCUCUUCCUUGCCGCGCUCUCCAUAACCAUUGGCACAGGAGUGUACAUCGGGGUGGUGGUGGCACUGAUUGCUUAUCUCUCGAAGGGGGGCCACGUGUAGCUGCCACCUGCAUGUCACUGCCAUCCCUGGCCGCUGACCCUUCUGGGAUUGAGCUUUCCUGCGGAGCACAGAGCACCAGUGCCUGCAAGGGCUGCUUGCACAGCAGGGCCCCAGCAUGGAUGUCCUGUGCAGGUUUUCUUCCUCUUUCAGACAAACAGUAGACCCCUGUUCUCCCUGAGGCUGUGGCGUGCAACCAUCUAACAACAGGGAAUUGAGCACCAGCCUGGCUGAUGGGACAAGGAGGAGCACAUUUGCCUGGUGGAAGAUGUGCAGGAGAGAAACCACACGCUGCUGCUGGGCUGGUGCGACCACCCUGAUUUGGGGCUACAGCUUCCCUUCUCAGCCCCGCAGACUUGCCCAGGCUUGGCCCAUGAAGGGUACACACAGGGAGAAGAGGGAACACGGUGCCAGGCAAUGACUGCUGCUUCUUCUGGGAGGCCAGAGUCCUGGUGGGGUCUCCAGACUCCUG